AUCGCGAGAUUUGAAGGCCGUCCGCUGUUGAGAGCGGCGCUGAUGGAGUGAGUACGGUCGGAGAGGAAAAGAGGAAUAAAGUGCGAGUUUCCCGUGUGAGCAGAGCUGUUAACGCCGUCACUCCGCCGCCAUGUCUCCGUGUUCUCUGCGCUCCCUGCUGCUUCUCGCCUUCUUCCACUGCUCCGUGUCGGCCGAGCAGCGGAAGCUCUCUCCAGAAAAUCUGCUGGUCAUCACCGCGGCAACAGAGGAGACAGACGGCUUCAGCCGCUUCAUGAGGACGGCCCGAGAGUUCAACUACACAGUGAAGGUGCUGGGUCUGGGGGAGGAGUGGAAGGGGGGUGACGUGGCUCGGACAGUGGGUGGAGGUCAGAAGGUGAGAUGGCUGAAGAAGGAGCUGCUCAAACACUCUGACAAGAAGGACAUGGUCAUCAUGUUCGUGGACAGCUAUGAUGUGAUCUUUGCGUCGGGUCCAGAGGAGCUCCUGUCCAAGUUUUCUCGUCUGGGUCACCGCGUGGUUUUCUCAGCUGAGGGCUUCUGCUGGCCCGACCAGAGACUGGCCCCCAAAUACCCAGUGGUGCAUUCUGGGAAACGCUACCUCAACUCAGGAGGGUUCAUCGGCUUCGCUCCAGAUCUCAGUGCGAUCGUCCAGCAGUGGAAGUACAAAGACAACGAUGACGACCAGCUCUUCUACACCAGGAUCUACUUGGACAAGACGCACAGGACCAAGUUCAACAUGACCCUGGAUCAUCGCUCCAGAAUCUUCCAGAACCUGAACGGAGCCGUAGAUGAAGUCGUCCUGAAGUUCGAGAGGGCAAAGGUCAGAGCGAGGAACGUCGCUUACGACACGCUUCCUGUUGUCAUCCAUGGCAACGGACCAACCAAGCUGCAGCUCAAUUACCUGGGUAACUACGUCCCCACGGCCUGGACCUACGAGAACGGCUGCGGCACCUGUGACGACGACCUGCUGCUCUUCAGCGACGUACCUGACGAGGACAUGCCUCUGGUGUACGUGGCAGUGUUCAUCGAACGGCCCACGCCCUUCAUGGACGAGUUCCUGGACCGACUGAGCACGCUCAACUACCCCACAGCCAGGAUCCACCUGUUCAUACACAACAACGUCGUGUACCACGAGCGUCACAUCCAGAGGUUCUGGGAGCGUCACAGGUCUCUGUUCCCCGACGCGCUGCUGGUCGGACCGGAGGAGAACCUGCAGGAGGCCAAGGCCAGAACCAUGGCUGUCGAGGCCUGUAAGAAGGAUCCACAGUGUGAUUACUACUUCAGCGUGGACUCUGACGUGGCGCUGACGAACCCCGACACGCUGCGGAUACUGAUCGAGGAAAACAAGCCCGUCAUCGCCCCCAUGCUGUCCAAACACGGGAAGCUGUGGAGUAACUUCUGGGGAGCUCUGAGUCCUGAGGGAUAUUACUCCAGGUCUGAAGACUACAUCGAGAUCGUCCAGGGGAAGAGGAUCGGCCUGUGGAACGUGCCGUACAUCACGCAGUCCUACCUGAUCAAAGGCAGCGUGCUGCGGUCCAAACUGUCCCAGGCGAGCCUGUACGUGGACGAGGGGAUGGACCCUGACAUGGUGUUCUGCAGGAGCAUCAGAGACCAGGGCGUCUUCAUGUUCGUGUCAAACCGAGACGAGUUCGGGCGUCUGGUGGCGUCGACCAGCUUCAACACGUCCAGGCUGCACCCAGACAUGUGGCAGAUCUUCGACAACCCUGUGGACUGGAGGGAGAAGUACAUCCACGAGAACUACUCCAGGAUCUUUGAGGACGAGAAGAGCUUCGUGGAGCAGCCCUGUCCAGAUGUUUACUGGUUUCCAGCUUUCUCAGAGAAGAUGUGUGAUCACCUGGUGGAGACCAUGGAGGACUUUGGCCAGUGGUCGGGAGGAUCACACAAGGACGAGCGUCUGGCCGGCGGCUACGAAAACGUCCCGACCGUGGACAUCCACAUGAACCAGAUCGGCUUCGAGAAGGAGUGGCUCAAAUUCCUCAAAGAGUACAUCGUCCCCGUCACCGAGAAGCUCUACCCUGGUUACUACCCCAAGGCCCAGGCCAUCAUGAACUUUGUGGUGCGUUACCGUCCUGACGAGCAGCCGUCUCUACGGCCGCAUCACGACUCGUCCACCUUCACCAUCAACAUCGCCCUGAACAGCAAGGGCGUCGACUACGAGGGCGGAGGCUGCAGGUUCCUGCGUUACGACUGUAAGGUGGAGUCUCCCAGGAAGGGCUGGUCCUUCAUGCACCCCGGCCGACUGACCCACUACCACGAGGGCCUGCCCACCAUCAGAGGGACCAGAUACAUCAUGGUGUCCUUCGUUGACCCCUGAACUCUGUGCGUGUGUGUGUGUGCGUGCGUGCAUGCGUGCGUGUGUGUGUGUGUGUGUGCGCGCGUGUGUGUGUGUGUGGGAACAUCACUCCACCUCAUCAUCACAGGUGCAGACAGACUGGAUGGAGGAACAGAUGUGAUGAAAGCAUCGUCUCUGAACACGUUUGUGUUGUUUGUUGUUUGUUUGAUUCUGAUUGGACGAUCCCCCUCACCUUUACCUGCCCCUCAUUCCAACCAGCUGUGGUCACAUGUAUCGUUUCAAUGCGUCCUUGUAGCAGGUGUAACAGGUGAGACUGAUGGAGGAUCCUCAACUCAUCCUUGUCAACAUUUCAUAGUAAGAGUCCCACGAUGUAGAGGAGUCACCGUUUAAGGGCAUUUCAAAGUAAGAGCCUUUUGUCAGUCACCAUGAGCUGCCUUAUUUUAUAAAACAACCUGAAUCUAUGCAAGUGUGUGUGUGCGUGCGUGUGUGUGUGUGUGUGUGUGUGUGUGUGUGUGUGUGUGUGUGUGUGUGUGUGUGUGUAUCAGCACUCUGCUGUUACACUUCUUCUUCCUGCAGGGGGCACUCUCCUCUUGGUCACCACUGUAACGUUAACCCACAGCGCCCUCUGGAGGAUUAUAUUGUGCAUCAGUUGGUGACCAGCUGCAGUUAUAAAUACUUCACAUGUUGGGGUUACCCUGGCAACCAGCUGUCACUGGCUGUUUUGGGCCAAUCAGAUCUCUCCGACUGUGUCGAUGUUUGUGAUGUGAAAUCAGGUGAAACUGUAACGUGAGUGUGAAGCUCCUGUUAAACACUAAGAUUUUAGAUUCUCGUGUUUUAUUCUUCAUUGUUUAGUUUUUUUAAUUUCUUGGUUCAGAGCUUCAGGUUUUCUUUGCGUUGCCACGGUGACGAGGUGUGAGACCGUCUCACAGUUUUUAUCUCAUUUAAAAAUGAGAUGUUUGAUGGUUGUGAGUCUGUUUGGGGAACGAGGUUUCCACCUGUCCACACCAGGAGUCCACCUGUCCACACCAGGAGUCCACCUGUCCUCACCAGGAGUCCACUGUCUCUGGCUUUGUACAAACUGCAUUAAAUUAUUUGUUAAUGACUGAGUGAAUAAAGUUUUGAGAUUUAAAUAAAGAAUCUUACAGUU
Molecule: messenger RNA, 3458 nt
Organism: Toxotes jaculatrix (banded archerfish)
Lineage: Eukaryota; Metazoa; Chordata; Actinopteri; Toxotidae
Gene: plod3
Product: procollagen-lysine, 2-oxoglutarate 5-dioxygenase 3
Exons: 19
Coding region: 131-2332 (733 amino acids)
Biological process (GO): peptidyl-lysine hydroxylation
Cellular component (GO): endoplasmic reticulum
Molecular function (GO): L-ascorbic acid binding; procollagen-lysine 5-dioxygenase activity; procollagen glucosyltransferase activity
Source: RefSeq, a predicted model, not a curated record